This is a messenger RNA of Acanthochromis polyacanthus (spiny chromis), 3922 nucleotides long. RefSeq lists its product as uncharacterized. The coding region runs from base 2597 to 3406 and encodes 269 amino acids. Lineage: Eukaryota; Metazoa; Chordata; Actinopteri; Pomacentridae. The record is from RefSeq and is a predicted model, not a curated record. The transcript is spliced from 6 exons.
AACAUUUUUCAUUAUAUUAAAUAAAAAAACAAGCAGAGACGCUUUUUUUUCUGUAUCCAACUGCAAACUCUGUCACCUACACUCCACCAAAACACAAAAAUAAAAGCAAAGGCCGCAUAUAAAUAUUCCAAAAAUCAAAUGACCUCUUCGUUACUCUCCAACACAAGCCGAGAGCUCAAAGGUAGGAGCCUGUGAGGAGGCCCUGAAGGCAUCACGUCGCUCAGCAGUCAGCGCACAGACGGAAUGCAGCCGCGCAGGUUUAAGACGAGCUUUACUGCUUGAAAAUGCAAUUGUUCUAUGAACGUGCCUGGAAUACCACAGCUUCUCUUCCCUGUUCUGUUUUUUUUCCCCCUUUCUUUUUCUUCUUACACAGUACAAACUCUACCGAUACUCUUUAGAGACUUCUGUGAGCUGUUUGAACCAUUUGAACGUUACAUUCAAAACAGGAGGAGGAGAGAGAGAGGGGGAAAAACUGUCAGUGGAAAUUGUUUUACCUGCCAGCGACAGACUGAUAAGGACCAAAGGUUGCCUCAUGUCGUCAGUCAGGCCGGUCUGUGGAGAAAAAAACAAGCUUUAAUAUACAAAAUUACUUGUGCUCUCAAAUCUGGUCAUUUUAACUGUUAUUUUAGCUUUUAAACUGUUUUUCUCCAUCAAAGGUUCCAUAGAAACUAGCACAUCACAUUUUCACAUUUUCCAUCCAGUUAAGAUUAAAUCUCAUCACUUAACAACCUCUCUUGAUUAGUUAUUAAAGGAGGUAGCUAUAUUAAUCUUACCAAAGUGUUCGCCCGCAGCCCUCAUGUUCAUUUUGUUCUGAAUGGUUUGUUUUCUUACUACUGCAUGUACUUCCUGUUUCUCUAUUAUUACCUGUCAAGGGCACACCUGUUCUCUUAAAGGGCCAGCACCUAUUUAUCUGCAGGCUAUGGGAAAACAGCAAACUGUCUCACUUAAAGAGAGUAUAAUCAUCUUAUUCACUCAAAUAUUCCAAUUCUCUCCCUUUUGACAUUCAUUAUUCAAGGUAAUUUUCAUUUCCCCAGGUUGCAGUGGCCCAUUGCGUCCCACAAUCUGAUGAAGCAGGAGAUAAAAUUGCACGACAUCUCCGCGUCUUUAUGCAUUCAGUUCUUUGAUUAACUUGCUCAUUUGUGCAGUGACAUGUAAAUGCGAGUCCAAAGCCGGUCUCUAAUUAAUUUGCAUACGGAAGCAGAGGCAUAUAGAUGAUGUCUGCAGGAAAAGCAGCUGAUUUGAGGGCAAAAAAAAAAAAAAUCCCCAGCGUUGAUAGUUUUCAGCUGUUGUAUCAGUGCCACCCACUGGUUAAUUCCAGCUAACAGCACUCCUUCUGUAGACAAAGAACUCAGUGGGAGCCACAGCUGUGAUUCCCGCGAUUAUUCAUAAAUUCCCCUGCAAAAACAAAUGGAUUUAUAAUCAGUUUUUAAAUCACUCAUUAGAUCUGUGCCCUAGGAUGUGCCUCCUAAAGUGAGAAACUGUGGCGCUAACCUCUGAAUAAGUGAUGUCAUUAUGCUUCAGUGCUCAAGUAGUGUAGAAGGCGUGUUGUAGCUGACAAAACAAUCUCAUCUCAAGGUUGGUUCGGUAGCUGUUCUGGAGCUUUCGAUCAAAUCACAUCAUCUUGUUUGACAGAUGGAUUUUUUCCCCCCCUCCUUUCUCGCAGUUCUUACAAGCAGAAAUUCUGAUUUAUGCAUGUUGGAGAAGGCCAGAAUCUGAGCUCAAUGUCAGUGUGACUCCACUGAUUCUGCAACCAGUUCAAUGUCAAUGAAGCAGACUUUAACUAAACUUUCCCAGGGAAAAAUAAUAAUAUAAAUUCCCCUUUACGUGCUGGAAGAUGUUUCUCAGUGGCACGCGAGGCAAGAAAUAAGAAUAGAGUAAAAGCAAGUAUUACCUCUUCCUUUACAAUCCAAAGCCAAGACAAUGUAUUGUGUCUGCGGGGCAAAUAGUGUUCACACUGGAUAAGAAGCCCACAGUACAAAGCCUAUUACAUAAGGCUGCCUUUCAACAUUGUCACUGGUUUCCCUUCCAAAGAAUACCGUUUCAUUUUAUCUCUGUUUACCAAUAGUUCAACAAUAGUUGUGUGAAAAUGCAAAGAAAAAAAAAAGGAAAUAUAAUCAAGCGUUCUGCAUUGUUGAGGGGAGCGUAUGCUUGGCCACAGGUCAAAGAAAAGGAGAAGAGGGGAGGGGGUGGGAAUCAUAAAGAAGGCUGAUUUUACAAUGGAAAGUGCACUUAUUUAAAGCACAAAGCAGACAGAAGUAUUGACCGUACAGGAAGGGGUGGGAUGGUGGUGGGGUACAGUGGGGAGGAAACCGCUUGAAAACAAGGUGACGCCUACGUGACAUACACGAACUGACUGGACCCGACCAGGAGAGAAAAAGGCCAGAGAGAGGAGAGGAAAGUCCCAAGAAAAUCUCGGCCUCGCUCGUGUUUGAAGCUCCUUUAUUUCUCCCAAUGCAAAGGCAGGUGCUUUGAAGAUACUGUUUCAUUUUUUGGGCCAUAAAUCUACUUACUGGGUGAACUGUGGUGCACCUUGAGAGAGCGAACACAGCUCUGGCUCCUCUGCACUGUUUGUCCCAGCUUCUGAAAAGCAGGUGUUAUGGAUCUACAGUAUUUCCUGUGCUGGAGAGUUGCCCCGUUGUUUCUCUUGAUGCCAUGUGGGCUCCAGAGUAUGUCGGUGCACAUCCUCAGUGAACAGCCAGUGCAUGUAAUCCCCGACUCCAGACUGGUUCUGAAAGCCCGGAUUGAGCUGGGACCCCUGGAAGAUGUCUCCAUGGUAACCUGGGAACGGGAGCCCGAAACCGGAAUUGCUCCUGUGAGGGUGACGCUGGCCACGUGUGCUGGCAGAAGCCUCAAGUGUGCUGGUAUGAGGCCAACUGUCGACGCGAACGUGGAGCGGCAGGAGACGACACUUCAGAUUAAUAGAUACAGCCGAGAGGACGGCGGCGUGUACGCUGUGACUGUGACAGAUCACACAGGAGCCAACACCACUGCACACUGCAUCGUCAGGGAAUAUGAGGCAGUUCACCACGUCUCGGUCAGCAUCAACGUUUCUCACUCCUCGCUGGUCUGUGGCGAGGCCUGGGGUACAGACCCCACCUUCCGCUGGCUCUACGAGAGAGCCGCCGUCACCACGACUGUGGGAAAAAUCUCCAACGAUGGAACAACAUUGGUUGUGACCAUGACUCCUAUUUGUGGCCACUUCACCUGCAUGGUUAGCAACAAGCUGGGCGACAGCACUGCCACAUACACUGCAGCACCUUGUGAGGGCAGAGGGACGACGGCAGCUGUAGUGUGUCUUGUCCUCCUGCUGCUGGUUGCAGGAGUGUUGGCAUUUCUGUUGUGGAGGAAACACAGGCACAAUAACAGAGGGGAGAGGCUGCACGAACACUUGGAUGACACCAUUUAAAAAAAGGCCUCAGCUCGGCUUUUGUUACCCAGAGAGGUGAGCAAGAACUGGACUGGACUGUGACCGAGGACCUUCCUGUCCUGUGAGCAGUAUGACCUUGCAUUGCAUUGGAACAAUGUGAAGAGUGAACUGCUUUCCGACAAACAGAAAAUAUCCACAAGUGGAUAGUUAGCUUCAAGUGCCAGCAGUGUCGUUACACUGCCUCCUGCUGGGCUCCACCUGAAACUCCUUUUGUAAGCUUUUAUCAGCUUUGCAUUGUAUUAAAAUAUACUGUACUAUUUUGCUUUUAUAUUGAAAUCCCUGUACACAAUGUGACCGCUCACAAAAAGAUUGUAGAAGACAGUUUUGGUUUUAAGUGACGCUUGAAGCUUUCAUAUGAAUGGAGCGUGUGAGCUUAGUUAUCUUUUUUCAUCAUCUGCUGUGUUAAUGUUUAGUUUUCUGCCAUCGUGCGUGUAAGCAAGCUGAAACACCUUUUCAAUAAAAGCUGAAGACAGCACUUGAAGUCUUUAAUGGAAA